Messenger RNA from Acanthaster planci (crown-of-thorns starfish), 2013 nucleotides. RefSeq lists its product as uncharacterized. Lineage: Eukaryota; Metazoa; Echinodermata; Asteroidea; Valvatida; Acanthasteridae. The record is from RefSeq and is a predicted model, not a curated record.
AUAGGCCCAUAGACCUCCGAUCUCACCGUGAGCUAGGAGUGUAAGUAUGACCAUACAAAGAGCAAGGAACGGCAAACAAACUUAACGACCCAGUAGGUGAUAGGCUCUAUGGAGAGGGUGACUGGUGACGUGUGUAGUUAUACCAUGGAGGUGGUUUUACUGUAUAAUGCCAUUAAUGGUGAGGUAGUCUGUAGUCCGGUUUUCCUGGCUGCCUACAAAUUCAAGUUUACAAAUUCCAUGGGUCAUGUUGUAGCUUAGAAUGAUGGCGUCCGGUGGAGGAUCUGAAGAAGACGGCCACAAGAAACCGUUGCCAGACGGCAUAACCAUCGUGAAUCAUUACCACUUUGUGAAUUCACCACUGACCUUUGGAAUCAGCUCAGGAAACACAGUUAAUUAUGGACCAGAGGUGCGUCUUAAGCUGGAAGGACCGCCUGAGUUGUUGAGUAUCAUGAGUAGUUUGAUAAACGAACAGGGAGAGAACUCGUCCAUGUCGCUAGAGGAACUUCGAAGAACAUGUGACGUCACACCUGUGAAAGUGCGCAAGGGAUGCGUGGAACUCACACUACGUGUUGCAAGUCAGAAAGGUCUUGAAAAACUGCGUGAUAUUUGUAACAGCGGGGAACUCAAGCAUAUCAUGGGAGCAGAAUUUCCCAUCAACAACUUGAGGAUGGUUGAGGAGGACUUUUUGGAGGCCAACAGAUUCUUUGAGACUGAAAAAGCUAAUAUGAAGAAAGAGCUUCAGACAGAGGUGGAGAAUUUUGAGCGAGCUGCUUGCGACUACGUAGGAUGCCGACAGAACACCGUGAGAUUGCUGAGGGAAUUGGUCGAUUACAUAACUCGUCGCCAGAGACAAUCCCAAGCUGCCGCGGCUGCGGGAGCGGCCGGUGCUGCUCUCGCUGUGUUCACCCUUGGAGCCUCACUUCUGCAAUCGGCCGUCGCUGGGGGUGCGGCCUUAGCGAUUGUGGCCGUGAUAGCUCAAGGAGUCACGGCCAAAAUAUCGACAGACGAGGCAAAGAGAAUCAUGGCCAAAGACAAGAAGGCAUGCGAUCGGGUGAACAAGGCUUUGGAGAAGAUCGAAUUAAAAUUACAGAGAGGAAAGGAGAGAGACUUAAGUACAUUAGUGAAUUCCAUAUACGAUUUAGUUAGGGUGGAUAAGAUGAAUCUGAAACGGGGUGAAGACGCGAUCGAGACAAUUGACGGAAAGGGCCGGGGAGCAUUUAUCCACUUUGUGGUUAUCGCAGGAACGCUCGAUUCGAUAAUAAUGCACAUAUUGGACGUAUUCAGUGCAGACAUUUCUAAAAUGGCCAAGAAAAUUUCAGAAAUUGCUGACAAACUUGCUUGUCCGGACGAAGCGUCCAUGAAGGCACUUGUCUCACAAAUUAAAGAUAAGUUCCAACUCGACGCUUCUUAAUGGGAUCGUAGUCAGUUCAGUUCACAACUGAACAUACCAAUCUGCUCAAGAAGUCCAUUUUACUUCCCAAUAGCCGGCUCAAGAUUCUAUAGUUUUUGAAAAUAAAGGAAAAUACCAAGUUAUCUUGAACAUUCCUUCUGUUUUCUUGCUUUAAAGAUUCCGUUUACUCUACAUGUAUUUUAGUUAUGUCAUUUUAGUACGUUAUCAAUUUUAUGAAGCGUCUAAUCAGUACUUACGGUUAGUUGGUUGUACUUGUCUGACUGAGGCUUAUUUUCGUGUACUUACUUCGUUCAAUGUGACUGUGCGUCUGUAGGGUUUGUGACCUUAUGACCUUUGAGUUUAUUUUUGACAUUGUGAUGAGGUUUUAUUAGAUUGUGUCGACGAUUCUGUUUGUGUAGGGGUCCAUAGUGUUGUGUACACCCGAAGCGAAUGUACACUUAUUCAAAGCACUUUGAGGCAGAAUUUAUCUGCAGUUUAAAAAAAAAUUCAUCAGAGGCAUUUAUUUUCGAUAACCCUAACAGUCCCAAAUCCUCCGAGUGCAAUGUGACACUACAUACUUACAAAUAAAUUUUUGUUGGUACUGUUGUUGCUAUUUAAAGAAA